AUGCAGAGCGAUCUCAUCGUCUGAAAAGUUGGAAAUGCUGAGUUUGUCCAGAAGUUGAAUGGAAAUGUGUCUCAAACGAUGAGGUUAACGCGAAUGCGGGGAAAUUAACACCGGGAAUAGGGUUGCCCUCGACCGAAGCUCCACUCUCACCAAGUUGGUACCACCGUCCGGUUUGUCGGGAGGUGAAGAUGAUGUCCGACGCCAGUGAGAUGCUGGCCGCGGCCCUUGAGCAGAUGGACGGCAUCAUCGCAGGCUCCAAGGCCAUGGACUACUCCAACGGGCUCUUCGACUGCCAGUCCCCGUCCUCCCCCUUCCUGGGCGGGAUGCGAGCCCUGCACCUGCUGGAGGACCUGCGGGCCGCGCUGGAGCUGAUGGACGGCGAGGAGCGCGACAACCUGCGCUGCCAGAUCCCCGACUCCACGGCCGAGGGGCUGGCGGAGUGGCUCCACCAGGGCCGGCUGAGUAACGGUCACGGAUUUGGGUCGGUCGAGGCCGCAUACCAGGAACGUCUUUCCCGUCUCGAGAGCGACAAAGAAUGCCUCGUUCUCCAGGUCAGCGUCCUCACAGACCAGGUGGAGGUCCAGGGGGAAAAGAUCAGGGAUCUAGACCGGUGCCUUGCGGAACACCGGGAGAAGCUAAAUAACACUGAGCAGCUGUUCCAGCAGGAGCUGAGCACCAGGACUACUCUGGAGACACAGAGGACUGAACUCAUGUCGGAGCUCUCCCGACUGAAGGUGAAGCUGAGCGACUUGGAAAGAGAUCGGCAAGACGCAGAGGGCCUGUACCAGGAAGUGACUGAGCUGAGGUUCAGGCUGAGCCGUGAGGAGAAUGAAAGGCAGCAGUGUGAGAGGAAGCUCAAUGCCACCACCGAGGAGCUGCAGCUGGUCCACGGCCGACUGGGGGAGCAGGAGGGGGAGCUGUGGAGGCUGAAGGAGCCCGCCGGCCGGCCGGGGACUGGGGGCCACGACGCAGGGAGAGAUAUGGAAAUGUUGAAUAUGAAGAGUGCGCUGGAGUCGCUGAUGUCCGCCAACAGCGAGAAGGACCAGCGCAUCGAGGAGCUGCUGGUGGCCUCGGCCCCGUACCGGAGAGGCCAGGACCUGAUGGAAGAGAGGCUGAACGAGGCUGAUUACGACGACAUCACCGACCAUCCAUCUGUUGCCGUCGCCAUGGAGACUGCGCAGGUCGUCUUGGCGAUGGAGGCGGGGACGGGGAGGAGCUCCGGCGAGUCCAGCCCCUGCAUCGCGGUGCUGUCAGAGAUGACGGCUCUGGACCGGGAGCGGCAGCAGGCCACAGAGAGCUCAGCGCCUCCGUCCAGCAGCGCGGCCCAAACCCCCCCCGGUGCUGAGCAGAGCACCAGUCAGGAGGGAUCGGCCUCUCCAACGCUACAGAAUGAAAGCUUCGGCACCAAGAAGGCGCGCUCCUCCUUCGGCCGCGGCUUCUUCUUCAAGUCGCGUGGAGCCAAGCGGACGGGCAGCUCUCCAAACCUGGCAUUGUUCCGGUCUGCUUCUCUCGCUGUUGCUCCCUACGAAACUCCUGAAACGGAGGCGGAGCAGAGGGGCACGGACCACCUGGACCUGGCCGUGGCCCCGCCCCCCCCGCCGCGAGGCUCCGCCCCCGCCGGGCCGGACUCCGCCUCCUCACCCGAAACCCGCAAGAAGACCAAGGGGCUGAGGAAGUUCUUUGGCAGGAUGAAGAGGAGCCACUCUUCCUCGUUGAACCUGGACGACCCGUCAGACUCGGAGUUCAGAAGGGGCGGAGUCAGGGCCACCGCGGGCCCCCGCCUCGGCUGGUCACAUGACCUCAAGCAGGACGGCGGGCCUGCCGACCCCCCCUUCCCACAGUGGAGCAGCGACCAGGUGUGCGGCUGGCUGGCGGCCCAGGGCCUGGGGCAGUACGUGGCCCAGGGGCGGGAGUGGAUCCUCUCGGGGCAGACGCUGCUGGACGCGCCCCAGAGCGACCUGGAGAAGGAGCUGUGCAUCAGGAACCCCCUUCACAGGAAGAAGCUGCAGCUGGCGCUCCGGGCCGCGGUCGGCCCGGGGGACGAGGACCUCCAGGGGAUGCUCAACCACAACUGGGUCACCCGAUGGUUGGACGACAUCGGGCUGCCCCAGUACAAGAGCCAGUUCGACGAGGCUCGCGUCGAUGGUCGCAUGCUGCACCACAUGACCGUGGAGGACCUCCUCUCCCUGAAGGUGGGCAGCGUCCUCCACCACCUCAGCAUCAAGCGGGCCGUCCAGGUGCUGCGGCUCAACCGCUACCAGCCCAACUGCCUCCGCCGGCGGCCGUCAGACGAGAACAACAUCACUCCGGCAGAGGUGGCCCAGUGGACCAAUCACAGGGUGAUGGAGUGGCUGCGCUCCGUGGACCUGGCGGAGUACGCCCCCAACCUCAGGGGGAGCGGGGUGCACGGAGGACUCAUGGUGCUGGAGCCGCGCUUCAACGUGGAGACACUGGCCCUGCUGCUGAACAUCCCCCCCAGCAAGACGCUGCUGCGGCGCCACCUGGGGACGCACUUCACCCUCCUGACCGGCGCCGAGGCCGGCCGCAGCAAGCAGGACGGCCUGGAGAACCCCGACUACAGCCUGCUGACCGCCACCGCCCGGGUCAAGCCCCGGAGGCUCUCGUUCGGGGGCUUCGGCACCCUGAGGAGGAAGCAGCCGGAGGACACCAGUGACUACGUGUGUCCCAUCGACGUGGAGAUGCCCAAGAACGCCAGCUUCCAGCAGGGCCUCCCCAGCUACGGCCAGCUGGCGCAGAUGGAGGACUCUGAGGGGACCGUCAGACAGAUCGGGGUGUUUUCUGAGGAGAUUAAUAAUUUAACGAACAUGCUGCAGGGGGACGUGUUCAUGACAGAGGUCACCGAGGUCGACGGAGCUCAGGGGGACGUUCCCGUGUGAAGGAGAGAUGACACCGCAUCCCGCUACUCAGCUAUUACCAAGAAUAUUGAGGUCUCUCCCUCUCUCUGUCUCUCGUUAAACUGCAUGAACUGAGAAUGUGACAACCAUUACCUUAAUGGUAACCCCCAUCUCAACCACCAUUAUUUUAUCAGUUAUCUUUGACUGCAUCUUCAUUGAGAUAUUAUUUAAAACCAAAAGUGUUGGCCAUUCCUCUAUGUAUUACGUAUUUUGAACCUUCAUGUGACGGCUUUUAACCAGAUGUAUAUCUGGCUACGUUAGACUCUCCGUUAAAGUGUGUUACUCCCGUCAGGCUUGCAUAUCUUCAUCAGUGGUACUUACUAUCACCAAGUAUUAUCUAAGAGAAUAAAAGGAUAUAUAUACCAACCCUUUUUCCUGUUCAUGAGUUUCCGGCUAUAAGCACAAUUUCGCCAGAACCAGUGAGGUCAAAAAUGAUAUUUUUUAAUUUUUGCUAAUAAAAAUUUACAAACGCUACAUACUUGUCUUGUGUUGA
Molecule: messenger RNA, 3408 nt
Organism: Gadus chalcogrammus (walleye pollock)
Lineage: Eukaryota; Metazoa; Chordata; Actinopteri; Gadiformes; Gadidae
Product: liprin-beta-1-like
Exons: 26
Coding region: 189-2897 (902 amino acids)
Biological process (GO): neuromuscular junction development
Cellular component (GO): presynaptic active zone
Molecular function (GO): protein binding
Source: RefSeq, a predicted model, not a curated record